Messenger RNA from Lytechinus variegatus (green sea urchin), 2063 nucleotides. RefSeq names its product degenerin deg-1-like. The transcript has 10 exons. Gene Ontology annotation, molecular function: ligand-gated sodium channel activity. The record is from RefSeq and is a predicted model, not a curated record. Gene Ontology annotation, biological process: sodium ion transmembrane transport. Gene Ontology annotation, cellular component: membrane. Lineage: Eukaryota; Metazoa; Echinodermata; Echinoidea; Temnopleuroida; Toxopneustidae. The coding region runs from base 361 to 1884 and encodes 507 amino acids.
CGCGUUAGAUGCUGCGGAAAUUACUCGUUCUUUCUAAAAGGAUGGUCGAUUCUCCAUUUAAGCGUUUAACACCGGUCGCGCCAGUGCAACGUGAGGUUUAUCAAUAUCAAUAACUUGGUUUGUUGCUGUAUUUUAGCUUUAUUGAUGAUUAUUCAGCAUGUCCCAAGGAAACUUUAAGUAAUUUGAAUCAUGGAACUUUAAUCUAAACGUUCCUUUAAAUGUGCCGACGGAGGUGAAUACUCUUGGAUAGCUUCGGAUAUCCCGAAUCAGUAGUAGAUGUAGAUAUAUUAUUUGCUACUCUAUUAGUUAAUCAAUAUAAACUUUAAAAAUAUCAAAUCUUACUAAAACGCCAAGAUCAACAUGAGUUCCGACAAUGAUGAUGACACUGUAGGUGAGGCGGUAUACGACUUCGGCAAAGACACCACCGUUCACGGAGUCAGGUACAUGAUCGCCCGAGGUCAUUUUCUCUUCCGUCUGUGCUGGCUCGCCAUCGUCAUCUUCGCUUUCGUCCUCUUUGGCAUACAAGCUGCCAACGUUUAUAGCGAUUACUCUGCUUCCCCGUAUUCGACCAAGAUAGACAUCAUCCAGACGACCUUCAAGGCCUUCCCUGCCGUGACGGUUUGUAAUGUGAAUAGGAUUCGGAGAUCGAGGCUUUACGAUACGAACUACGAGGGGCUGAUCGAAGUCGAUGAUAUUUUUAUAUCUGAAUAUUUAGAAGACGAGGAAUCGGUCAAUAAGACAGAGAGUGUAAAUGAACCUGAAGCCGAAGAAAGAGAGAAUGGGCUGUGGUCUAAGGUCGACGAUCAGUACGACUGGAUGGGGUUUUAUGCCGCCUCCCAAGCCGACGACUUCAGCGACCUUAUCAACGUAGUGAACCCAACGAAAGAAGAACUGACGGGAUACGGACAUCAGUUGGAGAGGUUUAUCGUUCAGUGCACUUAUGAUCAGCAACCUUGUAAUGCAAGCUCCAAAUUUGAAGUUUUGCAAAGUCGAUAUUACGGAAAUUGUUUCACUUUUAACUUUGGUAGAAAUGGAGAUCUGAUUUCAACCAGCAAGACGGGAGCUUUGAAUGGUUUACAUCUCACUUUGUGGAUAGAAGAUGAUGAAUACAUGGGGCUCCUAUCACCGUAUCGGGGGGCAAAGGUCACUAUUCAUCCUCAAAAUAUACUUCCGCUUCCUGAGGAUGAGGGGAUCAAUGUUGCGACUGGAAUGGCGACAUCUAUAGGCAUACGAGAGGAGGUCGUAGAGCGUUUACCCGAGAUGACGAGUUGUGUAGAAGACAAUGGCGAAGGUACAAACUUCACAGUAAGGAACAACAGCUCCAGUUAUACCGUUGCGUACUGCCUUAAGUUGUGUUUCCAACAGAGCUUGAUCAACAGAUGUGGCUGUGUAGAUGGAAUUCUUCUAAAUUAUACUCAUUGUGAUGUCCUUAACACUACUCAACGAAAUUGUCUAUUCAAUGUACAAGAACUCUACAUUAACAACAAUCUGGACUGCUACUGCCCUCUACCGUGCGAGGAAAGAAACUUCAAGAAAACCAUAUCAUCUAUUGACUGGCCGUCAGACAGAUACAUGGACCAUCUAACGACCAGAUUUUCCCGAUAUCCUGAUAUAAGACGAACCCUGAUAGAAGAUGAAGAGAGAGCGAAGCGAAAUCUUAUACGUCUUCAGAUAUACUAUGAAACCCUCAAUAACGAGGUCGUGGUGCAAGUACCGAGAUACUCUAUCCCGAACAUCCUUGGUAACUGGGGAGGAUUGAUGGGACUCUUCACAGGGAUGUCGUUCAUCAGUGUAUUUGAAGUCAUCUUCUUACUGCUACGUGUAUCCAAGAUCUCUUGUAAAAAGUUGUUAUUUCGCAAUCGAGUGCAGCCUAUUAAGACAUGACGGAUAUCUGUCAGUUGGCCUCUAGGAGUCUCUCUAGAAAAUUGCAUGUGAAAUUUUAAAAAUGCAUUAUUUUUUCAAGCAAUAUAUAAGCAUGUUUUUAUGGGGGAACCUUAAAGAGAUAUAUUCAUUUGUUUACCUUUAGAGAGUUUAUUUAAAGAUUUCUGUAUGUUUAAAAUGUG